GUCACCUAAACCUCUCCUUUCCAUUUUGUUCGAUCCAUCGUCCGGUUCAGAAUUUGCAGGCAGCUCCUUGCUGCCAAGUUGUGCAACUGAAGGGUGGAAGCAUCGGUGUGGCGAGAUCAUGAGGUUUGCAGGGAGUAGCGUUAUUCUUCUGCUGCUUCUGCUCUCACUGUCUGCCUCCACCGCGGAAGCAAACAAGGAGAGGUUGAGAGACAUUGCGGGCCGGAAAUGGAACUUGAGAGGACGAAAAGCAAUGGCGGCUCCAGGACAUGGAGACGCGAGGAAGGAGGAUCCGGCGGGAGCCAAGAACACAGGAGCAAAUCAAGAAGCAGAUCAUACUUCCGCUCAACUUGUACAUCACAAGGGUAAACGGAGCAGCAAGGGAUCAGCAACCCAUCCCCUGUUUCAGCAGGGAGCAAGCGACCACGACGACGCGGCCACCGUGGCGGCCGAGAUGCUGAGGAGGGACUACUCCGUAUACGCGGAUCCCCACAGCCGGCGACCCAUCAACAACGACGCCCCGUUGGAUGAGCUCGCGGAGAAAAAGCCCUAGCUGGCUAGCUGGGCAUUUUGAGCGAUGCUGAAUUGCUGCGUAACCCCUCUUGCUAGUAUCAUAGAUACAUGUAGCCUAGCUUGUUUCUUCUCAGUUUACAUUAGGUGUAGAGCUAGCACAUGGUUAGCUUAGCCAGCUGGGUAGGGAGAAGAACACUCUGAGACGGAUGUAGAAACCCAUCUCCUGACCCUCGGUGGAACAGACUGAGGUGGGUCGGAUGGGCAAUUUUGGUUACACCGGAGAAAUGCUUUUUGUUGA
Messenger RNA from Lolium perenne, 808 nucleotides. RefSeq lists its product as uncharacterized. Gene Ontology annotation, biological process: regulation of root meristem growth. Gene Ontology annotation, molecular function: growth factor activity. Lineage: Eukaryota; Viridiplantae; Streptophyta; Magnoliopsida; Poales; Poaceae. The record is from RefSeq and is a predicted model, not a curated record.